This is a messenger RNA of Salvia splendens (bonfire salvia), 1486 nucleotides long. Its product is annotated as E3 ubiquitin-protein ligase MIEL1. Bases 456 to 1265 code for a protein of 269 amino acids. Lineage: Eukaryota; Viridiplantae; Streptophyta; Magnoliopsida; Lamiales; Lamiaceae. Gene Ontology annotation, cellular component: nucleus. Gene Ontology annotation, molecular function: zinc ion binding; ubiquitin protein ligase activity. The transcript has 11 exons. Gene Ontology annotation, biological process: protein ubiquitination; ubiquitin-dependent protein catabolic process. The record is from RefSeq and is a predicted model, not a curated record.
UUCAAGAUCCGAGAAGGAGUUUGCAGCCAAUGAGAGCUCCUGAAUUCACAUGGCCAAAAUUGAGCCUCUCAAGCAACAGCUUCAAAGGAUUUUAACUGUCGUCAAGAAGCAGAUAACUUUGAUUUCGUGAAGAGAUUGCUUUGAAGUGUGAUUGGGUAGAUUGAGCGGUGCUGGGGCCCAUCCGACCACCCCACUCCUCAGUCACUUUCACGCUACCUUAUCCUCUUCCCCAAAAUAAUUGUUGUAAAUGGUUGAAGGUGCUUCCAGAUUUGGCAAGUUAAGAAUAUAAUAAUAAGAUAAGUAGAGGUGUUUCUUUUGCUAUUAAUGCUCACGUAUAUAUAAUCUGUCUCUGUCCAUUUGACCCCAUGGCCCUCUCUUAAUUUGAUUUUAUUAGGCUUCUUGGAGUUUUUGAGGUCGCCCCCCAUCUUCUUCUUGCAUCCCACUUUCACUUGGAAAUGCUAAUGGAAGGCAGCCCCAAUGAUCGCCUCACCUUUGGCAAGAUGGGCUAUGGAUGCAAGCAUUAUAGAAGAAGAUGCAAGAUUCGAGCUCCAUGCUGCAACGAAGUCUAUGAUUGCCGUCAUUGUCACAAUGAAGCCAUGAGUAUGCAGCGCAAGAUUUAUGAUCGUCACGAUCUAGUCCGGAGCGAUGUGAAACAAGUUAUUUGUUCUGUUUGCGACACUGAGCAGCCUGCUGCACAUGUUUGUGUGAAUUGUGGCGUCAACAUGGGAGAAUAUUUCUGCGAAAUAUGCAAAUUCUACGAUGAUGAUAUUGAGAAAAAACAAUUUCAUUGUGAUGAUUGUGGGAUCUGCAGGAUUGGAGGUCGAGAGAACUUUUUUCACUGCACGAAGUGUGGCUCUUGUUAUUCAAUUAGUUUACGCAACAACCACCUCUGCGUGGAGGAUUCCAUGAGGCAUCACUGCCCUAUAUGCUAUGAGUACCUAUUCGACUCCCUCAAAGAUGUAACGGUCAUGAAAUGUGGACACACCAUGCAUUCUGAAUGUUACGAUGAGCUGAUAAAGCGUGACAGGUUCUGCUGCCCAAUAUGUUCCAGGUCGAUCAUGGACAUGUCUAUGGCGUGGAAGAGAAUAGACGAGGAAAUUGAAGCGACCAUGAUGCCCGAGGAAUACAGAUACAAGAAGGUAUGGAUUUUGUGCAAUGACUGCAACGACACCACUGAAGUUUACUUCCACAUAAUCGGCCAGAAAUGCAGCCACUGUGAAUCGUAUAAUACUAGAACAAUUGCUCCUCCCGUUCUUCCUCAGUAAAACAGUUUUAAAACUCCAUUAUUUUGCUCUGAUGCACCGGACAAGCUGGUGCAAUAUGAUUGAUGUCGUUGUUUCUUGUCAUGUUUAUACGUGUGGUGAUUGAUGUACACUAUUGUGUUGCUCUUCCUCUUCCUCUUCCUAUUAAUGUGGGAAAAUAUUUACCGAGCUCAGUGACUUUGGAUUGAUGUAUACAAAGUUUUAUUGGCUUGUUUACCUUUUCA